This is a messenger RNA of Cynara cardunculus var. scolymus (artichoke), 2786 nucleotides long. RefSeq lists its product as uncharacterized. The record is from RefSeq and is a predicted model, not a curated record. The coding region runs from base 17 to 613 and encodes 198 amino acids. Lineage: Eukaryota; Viridiplantae; Streptophyta; Magnoliopsida; Asterales; Asteraceae. The transcript is spliced from 2 exons.
UCUCACGGAUCUGGAAAUGACGAAGUUACAAGCUGAUAAAAAGCGACGCGAGGUGCAUUUUCAGGUUGGAGAAUGGGUAUAUGUGAAGCUGAAAUCAUACCGGCAAGUAUCGGUGGCGAAUAAGAUUUCUCAUAAACUAGUUGCUCGUUUUUUUGGUCCAUUUAAGGUUGUGGAAAGAGUAGGCCCAGUCAAGUAUAAACUACAGUUACCGAUCACGUCUAAGGUACAUUCGAUCUUCUUUCAUGCUUCAUUACUCAAGAAGGCUGUCACACCUGGUGCUGAGAAACAAGUUUUGCAAUCGGAACUGGACUUAGAGAUGGCUGACCAGUUGGUUCCAGAAGCAGUCAAGGCUGUGCGAACGAUUGAUAGCGGUGGUGGGUCGGUUACCCAGUGGUUGGUUCAAUGGAAGGGUCAAACAAUUGAGGAGGCGACAUGGGAGGAUGCUGAAUUGAUUCAGAGCCAAUUUCCCAUUGUAUGUCUUAAGGACAAGACAUUUAUUGAAGAGGACGGUAAUGAUACGAAACAGGCCAGAAGUAAUCCCGUAUUGGCUAGUGUUGUCCCUAUGCCCAGAAUUUGGAAGGUUUAUUCUAGAAGGAAAAAGGGGGUAGAAUAGAGAAAAUACCCUGAGUUAUGUGCGUCGGACCUUAUAAGGAAGGGGGUACGUAUGUGUGAGGUGUCUUGAAGAAUAAUCUAUUUGUUGGCUCUAGUUUCAUUCUAGAGAGAGGGGGAGUCCCUGGACUAUUUUCUUUUCAUCUUGCAGUAUUUUGAUUUUGCCUAGUUGUUAACAAUCUGCAAUCUUCUUGCAUAUUGAAUAAAAUUUCAAUCGAGUCUUAUCAUUGGUCCAUAAACACAUGUGAAAUCACUUUGACCACUAGAAAAGGACAUACGGAGAAUUGUUAAAAUUGAAAAGUAAAACCAGCAACAUCUACAAUUCUUCAACCAACUCAUUUAACUUGACACCCAGUAAAUGUGAAUUGGAGAUUCAGGUCGUUUUCUUGCUUUAUUUGCAUUCCACUUCAAUUUGUUUAUUUAAUUACUAUAAUUACAUUGCAACUUCUUUGAACACAGCCAAACUUAUUAUAGAAGAAGAGAAGGUGGACGAUGUUAUCAAAAUGUUCUAGGAAUUUGUGAUUUCUAUAUGAUAUUCACAUUUGUUUGGGCUGGUUAGGAAUGCAUAGCUCAUGAUUCUAGAGUACUAUACGAAGUUUCAUUUAAACCAAAUUUAUAUGUCCACUGGAAGGUAUGCAUCAUUCUUAACUAUUAUUAAUCUUGUUUGAUUUGCUAUGUCGUUAUAAUGGUGCUAUAUCAAUAUUCAUGGUCAUGGGACAAAUCGCGGCGGUCAAAUAGUGGUCCCACAAUUGACCACUAAAUGACCGCAUUUUGAAAGCAAAAAGUUGCAGCAUAGCCACUAUUCUUGGAUGGGCUUUUUUGGUGUUAAAAGAGUAAUUUUGUGGGCUUUUAUUCAGGAUCUGGACUGGGUUGUAUUUUACUCCAACAAUAUUAAGACUACCUCAGUCAACGACUUGAACUUGGACACCAUCACUUUGACCUUUGGCUCUGAAUAAAAGUAUUCACAUUGUUCAAUUAUUCUUAUUUGGACUUUGGCAUCAUUAUUCUUAUAUGUUCUUAUUAAUAGACGUAAUAUGCUAAGUUACUAUACAUAUAUGCAAUUCUAGUUACUAUAUGGACCGCUAUACCACCGUUACCAUGGUGAUAACCACUAUUUCAAAUCACAAUCCUGACCACGAUUUCAUAAUUUGGCUGUUGUACCAACAUAGUUAAUUUGAAAUAAUGUUUUCAUGUUUGCAUAUCAAUUGGAGGUAAAUAUUAUCUUUGCAAGGUUGCAUAUUCCAACACUCGUGGAUUUUUGACUCCUUAUCGGUAUUGGUUAACAGAUUUUUGACACCGAUGUGCCUUAAAUAAGAAGAAAGGUUCAACCAUGCACCUGCACAAUGUAGAAAUGUUAUUGAGCAUGCUUAUGGUGUAUUGAAAGUAAGAUUUCCAAUCCUGAAGUAGAUGACUCCUUUACCGUUUACAGAACAAAGAAAUGGGGCCAUUCCUUGCAUCGUGAUACAUAAUUCUAUAAGAAAAUGUAAUAUCCAAGAUCAACUAUUUUUAUUUUUUUAAUAGUAGACAACAUGAACAAACUCAAAGCUAAAGCAACAUCAAAGUCGGAGAAAUUGAAAACUGUCCCUGAUUUAUAGUGUCAGUUUAAUUCAUUGUUUUUAUCAUAAUAUGUAUCUUGACACUUAUCUUUAGACAAUUAGGGAUAAACUUUGAAGACUAGAAUAUUUUUUGAGUGGUUGAUUAUCAACCACUAGUAUUUUCUUUUUUUGUUUGAAAUUGUAAUACAAUCAAAAAAAUUUAGAAAUGUGUUCAAACCGUCCAACCCAACCCAUGUGCACCCCUAGCUUAGUCUACACAGAGUCUAAUAGAAAACCAACCAACCAAUCAGCUCCGUAGAUUGGACAUUCAGCAUUACUGAUCCCUUGACCGAGAAAAUCAAUGGGGUGACCCCUUCCAAGAAACCCGUAAAUCUUAAAGUGGACUUCACCUGAGACCAAGAAAAAGGAGGGAGGAGGGGGCCAUGAAGAGUGACAAAGGGGAUCACUCAUCAACAGUCGAUGGAGAUGAUAAAAGUCAAGAAGGGCUAGCUGAGGGACGGAGUAGAUUGGAUGAAGGAAGCAAAGCAAACAAUGAACCCUGCAAAUAAACCCUAAUUCAAAUAACUAUGAAGCGAACAAAAUCAGAAUAAUUAUCUGCAAGUGGAAUCUGAAUGAUCACUC